AUGUCGAACGACGAGAUCCUUACCGACGACUACGUCGCGGACCUGCUUGCCCAGGAGGCAAGCGACUGCUCCCUCAAGUAUUCGGCAAUGGGCAUGGAAGCAUAUCGCGAGAAUAAGAAACCCGCGAACAUGCUUAAGCCAAACACCCGGUUCCUUCGACAUAUCAUCAAAGACACCGAUAAUCACAACAAGGCGCUAUUGGCCAAGGAAGCUGCCGAAUCGAGAGCGCGGUUGAAAGACUUGGAGCGCGCCAAGGAGAUUGAGCGGCGCAAAACAAACCCGAGUACACACGACAUACGAAGACGACAGAUGGGCGACAUCCAUGCGAUUCUCGGUGGAAAGAAGCGCAGGAGAAGUGAUGGUGACGCGGGGCCAUCUUCCAGCAAAGACUCGAAAAAGCGUGAAUCUGAGCACAAGUCUAGGCGUGAAAGGGAUUCGAAGGAUAAGGACCUCUUCAAGGACCAGCGCGACGAUCGGAGGCAUCAUGGGCGAUUAUCUCGAGAAGACCGUCACAGUAAGACUGAUGAUGGGGAGUCACGCUCGGAGCGGUCGAGGAGGGAGCACAAACGGCGCGAAAGAUCACGGAGCAGAGGCUCUGAAGAGGAGGAACGACAUCGCCACUCCCGGAGACGGAAAGAUAGGUCUAGGUCACCUACGCGUCGCCGACGGUCUCGGUCCCCUAGAGAGACGAAGAGCAGGCAUCGCCAUCGGUCGCCCUUGAAUACAACGAACGAUACACGGAAGCAGAAGGAUGAGAAGGAAGAUUCAGAUGCCGGAGAAGAUCUCUUUGGGCCAGCACCGCCUCCGAAAUACCGCGGGCGAGGGACUAUCGGUGGAUCAUCAGGGAUCGAUCGACGAUUCUCGGAAAACUACGAUCCCAAGAAGGAUAUCCAGAUGGACGAUGAUGAGGGAGGUGGUAACUGGGACGACGCGGUGGAGGCGUUUAGAAACCGCCAAAAGCUUCGGCAAAACCAGGAACAGCGCCCGAGCACAGUUGAAUUCACAAAUGAUAAGGUUCCGCGGGCUGGUAAUGUGGACGAGAAGAGUGCAGAGAGUGUGCGUUGGUCCAAGGCUGGCGAGAAGAGGGAAUGGGACCUCGGUAAGGAGGAUGAGGCUGAAGGGGUAUCUUCAGGCGGGUUAUAG
Molecule: messenger RNA, 1143 nt
Organism: Fusarium keratoplasticum
Lineage: Eukaryota; Fungi; Ascomycota; Sordariomycetes; Hypocreales; Nectriaceae
Exons: 2
Coding region: 1-1143 (380 amino acids)
Source: RefSeq, a predicted model, not a curated record